Messenger RNA from Adelges cooleyi (spruce gall adelgid), 1904 nucleotides. RefSeq names its product protein gooseberry-like. The record is from RefSeq and is a predicted model, not a curated record. The coding region runs from base 218 to 1549 and encodes 443 amino acids. Lineage: Eukaryota; Metazoa; Arthropoda; Insecta; Hemiptera; Adelgidae. Gene Ontology annotation, molecular function: DNA-binding transcription factor activity, RNA polymerase II-specific; RNA polymerase II cis-regulatory region sequence-specific DNA binding. The transcript has 7 exons. Gene Ontology annotation, biological process: anatomical structure development; regulation of transcription by RNA polymerase II.
CGCGCGAAUAACACACGCAGGUAACACAGUCCGGCGGUUAAGUGUGCGGUGACAUCAUUAUAGAUUCGAUUAUUUUUUUUUUAUACACGCCCGAUUUCUGUCGUGUAAUAAGAUUUUUUUUUUUUACAAAUCGUAUUUAAAAUUUUGUUUAUUUCUUUUCCGUUCGUAUUGUAACACGUAGAGUAGUAACAUUUCCUUGAAAACCAAACCGUACGCGAUGGCGGUGUCCACGUUGAACAUGACUCCGUACUUCACAGGAUACCCGUUUCAAGGUCAGGGCCGCAUGAACCAGCUGGGCGGUGUGUUCAUCAACGGCCGACCUUUGCCAAACCACAUCCGGUUGAAAAUCGUCGAAAUGGCCGCGGCCGGGGUCCGGCCCUGCGUCAUAUCCCGGCAACUGAGGGUGUCGCACGGAUGCGUUUCCAAAAUCCUCAACAGGUACCAGGAAACCGGAAGCAUCCGGCCCGGCGUGAUCGGCGGAAGCAAACCCAGGGUGGCCACGCCGGACGUGGAGAGGCGCAUCGAAGAGUACAAGAAAGCCAACCCGGCCAUGUUCAGCUGGGAAAUUCGCGACAAACUGGUCAAGCAGGACGGCAUAUGCGACAAGAAUUCGGCACCGUCCAUCAGUUCCAUCAGCAGAUUAUUGCGCGGUGGCAGAAGGGACGAGCUGAAGAACCAUUCCAUAGAUGGCAUUCUAGGUCCCAGCAGCGCCGACGAUUCGGACACCGAAUCCGAACCGGGUUUCCACCUUAAGAGGAAACAACGGCGGAGCAGGACCACGUUCACCGGCGAACAGCUCGAAGACUUGGAAAGGGCGUUCCACAAGUCGCAAUACCCGGACGUGUACACCAGAGAAGAGUUGGCCCAAAAGACGAAACUGACCGAAGCCCGUGUGCAAGUUUGGUUCAGCAAUCGCCGGGCUCGACUCCGCAAGCAAAUGGGCACACACCAGCACAUGAACGCCGCUGCGGCCGCUUUCAACCCGGCGGCGGCCGCUGUGGCCAGCUUGUCCGUGGCCGCGGCCGCCGGCACUUUCCAGACCGGCCAGCACGGCCACGGCGGCCAGUACGACGGCUCCGGAAGUCACCACGACCACGGCGGCGCUUCUAACUUCAAUUCGCCUCAAGGUACUACACACAGCGCUUGGCCCGCCGCUACGGGAUACGUCUACCCGACGGCCGCCGGCAACUACGGCACUACCGGCGGGAACGCGACCGGCGUGAACGGCGCCGCGGCGGCCGACACCAUGUACCACCAUCACGCAUCCCAUCACCACCAUCACCAUCACGGCCAGACCACCGCGGUGAACGGAUCCUCGUAUUCGCCACAAGCCGCCGUCACCGAUCACUCGUUGGGCGGAUGGCCCAAGUCCAACAAGGACACCUCGUGGAACCCGGACAGCUACUCAUUUUUCACCGGAGGCAAUACCAUUUACGGUUCGACGACCGGAACGAAUUUGGCACCUCACUCGGCCAGCGAAGCCAAGUCCGGAUAUCCGUACUUCGGUCAAUUGUCUCAGAUGGAUGCCAUGUGCGGUAGAGUACAUUAAACGCACGCAAUCAAUAUAAUAUUGUAUGAACGAGACGAGUAAAUAGUAUUAUUGUUUUAUAAUGUCGAACGCGUCCUUUCUCUUCCUUAAUCUAUGAUUUAGCUGUUAAUAACCGAUUUAUUAUUAUAUUUAUAUAUUAUUACACUGUACUUCGCGUUAACUUAUUUAUAUUGCAAUUAUUAUGUAUGAUUUUUAAUAGUGAAAUUAAUAUUAUCGUUGUUCGCUCAUUAUUAAUUACUGACGUUUCAUCCCUCGCGUCGUUCAACUUGCAAUCGAUGACGGUUUAAUAUAAGUUAUUCGUUGUGGACUAAAAAAAAAAAACAAAAAAUAUAUCAUAUAAAGGCGCACGUUAUAA